ACAUUUAAUUAUUCGAACAAAACACCGUUCAUUUAGACAGCUUCUCCCAAGCUGUUCCUCUUCAGACACUUUCCGCAUCCGCGUUUUAGGUUUAUUUACUUGUCUACACUUAGACAUUAUUCACACGCAUGUUACACACACAUAUAAAAAUUCAAUUUAUUCUUACAAUCAUUUUGAAAUUCAAACAAGCAUGGCUCUCUUUACUUUCUUCAUCAUCACCAUAGCUCUGCUCCUCCCCAUCUCGGCCCCACAGCCGACGGUGGCCCCACCGCCGUCCUCCGCCACCUGCAACGAAAUCUUCAUCUCCUACACAGUCACCUCAGUGAAGAAGAUCCCACCGACCCAGAAGAGGAAUCAGCCUUAUAGAUUCGAAUCGAGUCUCUUUGUGGUGAAUAAUGGGCUUGAUGAGCUGAAAUCUUGGAGGGUUUUUGUGGGGUUUAGGAAUGAGGAGGUUUUGGUGAGUGCAAGCAAUGCUGUGUUGAGUGAUGGGACGAGCUUGCCUGGGAAAGUGGGGAAUGGGAGUGUUUUUGUGGGGUACCCUAAUGCUGAUUUGAAGACUGGGGUGGAGACUGCUGGGGAUUUGAGUCAGAUGUCUGUGAAGGUUGAUUUGGUUGGGACUGAGUUUGGGGUGGGGGCUGGGAGUUUUCCUUUGCCUAGUAAUGUUUCUCUUGUGAAUGAUGGAUUUCUGUGUCCUAAGCCUACUCUUCAAGGUAAGAACCAAAUGGAGUUAUGUUGUACAAAAGACCCUAAAUUCAAGAGCAACGUCACCGAAGAUGAAGAAUUUUUGCGUCGGCAAGAUGGUGAUCUUACAAUAAUGUAUGAUGUGACCAAAACAUAUGAAUCGUAUUACUGGGCAGAUGUUACAAUCUCAAAUCACAAUCCUCUUGGCCGUCUUGAUAAUUGGAAAUUAAAUUGGGAUUGGAUGAGAGAUGAGUUUAUCUAUACUAUGAAAGGAGCUUAUCCCUCAGUCCUUGAUUCAUCCAAUUGCAUAUAUGGCCGACAGGGUGAAUUCUACAAGACUAUGGACUUCUCGACAGUUAUGAACUGUCAAAGACGGCCAACUAUUGUUGACCUUCCACUAACCAAAACCAACGACACAGCCCUCGGUUUAGUGCCUUUCUGUUGCCGGAAUGGGACAAUUUUGCCGCCCACUAUGGACCCAAGCAAAUCUAUAUCAGCAUUCCAAAUGCAAGUCUAUAAGAUGCCACCAGAUCUUAACCGUUCCCAGCUCAGUCCACCACAGAACUGGAAAAUUAGUGGCAGACUGAAUCCGGAUUAUGUAUGUGGUCCUCCAGUUCGUGUUAGUCCUAGCCGUUUCUCAGACCCAAGUGGUUUAUCAGAUUCAACUGCAGUUGCAAGCUGGCAAGUGGUGUGCAACAUCACCCAGGCGAAGGGAUCGAGUCCUAGAUGCUGUGUGUCAUUUUCUGCUUAUUAUAAUGAAUCUAUUAUCCCAUGCAAGACCUGUGCUUGUGGCUGUCCAAGUAACACUGCCCGUACUUGUAGUACCAGUGCCUCGGCUCUUCUUCUACCAUCUCAAGCUCUUCUAGUUCCUUUUGAGAAUCGGACCAGAAUGAGUUUGGCUUGGGCUGAUAUAAAACAUCUGCCAGUGUCAAAUCCAUUGCCUUGUGGAGAUAAUUGUGGUGUCAGCAUUAACUGGCAUUUAUUGACAGACUACAGAGGUGGAUGGUCUGCAAGAAUGACAGUAUUUAACUGGGAGGACGAGGCAUUCGUCGACUGGUUUGCUGCUGUGGAACUGGAUAAGGCAGCAUUAGGGUUCAAGGAGGUGUACUCGUUUAACGGAAGUGCAUUAAAUGGUGUCAACAAUACUAUUUUCAUGGAGGGUCUUCCUGGCUUAAACUAUCUGGUGGGUGAAACAGACGCACCCAGACCUGAUAGGGACCCGAGGGUGCCAGGGAAACAACAGUCUGUAAUAUCUUUCACGAAGAAAAAAACUCCAGGAAUUAAUAUUCCCGCUGGAGAUGGGUUCCCUACAAAAGUGUUUUUCAACGGGGAGGAAUGCUCACUCCCAAGAAUACUUCCAUCAGGCAAUUCUUACAGAUUGCACUCAUCAGUCUCGACGUCUUUCGUAUUAGCUCUAGUAAUCCUGGUUUUGAUUCAGCAAUAACAAUUUGAUCUGAGUAUUGCUGCCUGUUUUGGUUAUGGAUGAUAUUAUCUUCAUUCUUUUGGUUUA
Messenger RNA from Daucus carota subsp. sativus, 2191 nucleotides. RefSeq names its product COBRA-like protein 7. The record is from RefSeq and is a predicted model, not a curated record. Lineage: Eukaryota; Viridiplantae; Streptophyta; Magnoliopsida; Apiales; Apiaceae. The coding region runs from base 191 to 2125 and encodes 644 amino acids. The transcript has 2 exons. Gene Ontology annotation, cellular component: membrane. Gene Ontology annotation, biological process: cellulose microfibril organization.